Molecule: messenger RNA, 2244 nt
Organism: Closterium sp. Yama58-4
Lineage: Eukaryota; Viridiplantae; Streptophyta; Zygnematophyceae; Desmidiales; Closteriaceae
Source: the annotation of a GenBank genome assembly
AUGACUCACGCAUAUGCCCCCCAUUUUCUGUGGCCCUACGCGGCCCGUCUUCGCCGUGCACGUGAGGAGCAGCUGGAGUUGGAGAGAGAGAGCCUAGAGCUGGAGCUACAGCAGCUGGAGGAGCAGCAGCAGCAGCAGCAGCAGCCGCAGCCGCAGGAGAAGAAGCAGCAGCAGCCGCAGCCGAAGGAGCCGCAGCAGCAGCCGCAGCCACUGCCGGAGGAGCAGCCGCAGCAGCUGGAGGUGCAGCAGCAGCCACCACCUCCUCCUCUUGUCCUUGGUCUUCGUGCCCUCGGUCUCCCCUCUCGCUCUCCCUCUCCUCCCUCCUCCCCCUCUCCUCCCGUCUCUGGUCCUCCGCUUCCUCCUCCUGACCCCUCCCCAGCUGUUUUCCCUCUUUCUCUGCCUCUGUCUUCCCCUCCCCCUUCGCACACUUGGGCUACUCGUCGCUCUCCUCGUGCUCGUCCCUCGUCUCCUGUUCCCUUCACUGACCUUCGUACUGCCCUGUUUCGUUCUAGUCCGCCUCGUUCGUCUCCUUCUGUACUUCCUUCUCCUCAUGAGUCCGCCCUCACUGCUUCCCUCUCUACUCCUGUCACUGACUACUACCGCACGUACCGUCCUGUUCUCUCUCGUGUUCUCGCCUCUCUUGUUACCGACCCUCGUGCGUCUCCGUCCUCUGUCUCCGCCCUUACUGCCGCAGUCACUGAGUUUGCCUCUACUCGCCGCCUUGACUACCCCACCAAUCUUGUGGCUGCUCCGCCUACCAGUCCUCUGGCCGUCCGGGUGUCAGGGCCUUGGGCCUCUCAGUGGAGAGCUGCCAUGGACUCAGAGAUGGCCUCCUACAGAUCCACAGGCACUUACGUCAACGAGGUUCCCCAACCUGGGGCGAACGUAGUCGAUGGCAUGUGGAUCUUCAGGGUGAAGCGGCCACCGGGAUCUCCUCCGGUCUUCAAGGCGCGCUACGUGGCUAGAGGUUUCAGUCAGCGCGAGGGAGUUGACUUCUUUCAGUCCUUCACGCCUACCCCAAAGAUGACUACUCUUCGGGUGUUACUGCACGUAGCAGCACAGAGAGACUACGAGUUACACUCUCUCGACUUCUCCACUGCUUUCCUUCAGGGUAGCCUACACGAGGAGGUCUGGUUGCGUCGUCCCUCUGCCUUCACUUGCACUUUCCCUCCUGGGACCCAAUGGAGGCUUAGGCGAUCGAUCUACGGUCUUCGUCAGGCUCCUCGUGAGUGGCACGACACCCUUCUCUCUAUCCUUUCUGACCUCGGUUUCCAGCCUUCUUCUGCCGACCCGUCGCUGUUUGUUCGUCGUGGCUCCACACCGUUCUUUGUACUGGUCUACGUCGACGACCUGGUUUUCGCCACUGCUGACAGGGUUGCUUUGGCUGACAUCAUUAGGGACAGAGCUGCUCGCACCAUUACACUCUCACAGUCACACAUGGUGCAGCAGGUCCUUCAGCGGUUCGAGCUUCAGCACUCCACAGUACAGCGCACACCUCUUGCCUAUUACCACAGACUCACUGGACCCUUUCCUGACGAGCCGUUUGAGCCUAGUGGUCCUUACGCAGAGCUUGUGGGCUGCCUCAUGUACCUGAUGACUUGUACUCGCCCGGACCUCGCCUUCCCUCUCAGCAUCCUUGCUCGCUUUGUUGCGCCAGGGAGACACCGUCCUGUUCACUGGACAGCUGCUGUGAGGGUGGCGAAGUAUCUAGUGACGACAUUGGGCGUGGGGUUGGUUCUUGGAGGGAGACAGGACGUCGUACUUACUGGUCACUGUGACUCUUCUUACGCUGACGACGCUGAGACUCACAGGUCUACUCAGGGGUACUGUUUCAGCCUGGGCUCUGGAGCUGUUUCGUGGAGGUCCACGCGUUCCUCCUCGGUCUCGACUUCUACCGCAGAGGCCGAGAUCUACGCUGGGGCCAUGGCUGCACAAGAGCUCCGCUGGCUGACGUUCUUGCUCACUGACCUUGGUGAGCGGCCGAGCUCUGUGCCGACCUUGUUCACUGACAACAAGGCGUCGAUUCUCCUCUGUCGAGAGCCGCGACUGGAGAGCAGAGUGAAGCACAUUAACGUCAGGUACUUUCUUCUGCGAGAGUUGCAGAGGCGCAGACAGGCUCGCUUCGACUUUGUGGAGUCCGAGGCCAACACUGCAGACAUCUUCACCAAGGCCCUUCCGCCUUGUGACCACCAGAGGUGUUGUGUGCAGUUAGGUCUCGUUGACACAUGUUCUCGCCUUGCAUAG